AUGGACGCUCGCCAUGGGUCUUUUCCUGAAGGAGGGACAGCCGACUUGCAUCGACCAACAGGAGAUUCAGUCACGCUUCGUGCAGUAAAAGACAUCGCCUUCGGAAGCAUUGCAGGAAUGGUAGCAGAAGUAUUCGAAUUUCCCUUUGAUCUAGCUAAAGUGCGCCUCCAAUCUCAAGUCUUGCAUAAUACAGCAAGUUUCGGCGGUCCUCUGGACUGCUUGAUGCAGACCUGGAGAGAUGAAGGGAUAAGAGGUCUUUAUCGCGGUCUACCCGUUCCCAUUUUUGGCUCAAUGGCCGAAACUGCCAGUCUCUUCGUCGCAUACAGCCAGAUCCAAUCUCUCAUUCGAUGGUCUGACGCUUCACCGGCUUCAACUCCUCUCUCGCUCCCCCAACUCGGUCUUGCAGCAGGAGGUGCUGGUUUCCUCACUAGUUUCAUCCUAACGCCUAUAGAACUCGUCAAAUGUAAGAUGCAAGUUCAGAUGAUGUCUCCACCGCUUCGAUUACCCAAUCUUGCGACGUCACCGCCUGAGUUCGUGCACACGCCACACAGAGUGUCUAUAGUGAAGACACAUGGGUUGAAAGGCAUGUGGGCGGGACACACGGGGACUAUACUACGCGAAACGGGCGGAACGGCUGUAUGGUUCGCUUCGAAAGAGUUCAUCGCGUCUGCGCUCCUCGCUCGAAGGAUCCAAUCUUCGCCAUCCUCAAUUCCAAGGAACUAUUUCGUAGAAAGCUUGACCUCGGACCCAUCGAUGGCUCUUGCGCCUUGGGAAUCGGCUCUCUCUGGAGCACUGGCCGGCGGACUCUGCGUCCUUGCCCUCUAUCCUGCUGAUACCAUCAAGUCAGCGAUCCAAACUGCAGAAGAGCUGCGUCCGCCGGAUAUGUUCACUCUCUCGCGGGAACUGGAGAGUAAGUUCCCGUCGUUUUGGAGUACGGGCGUUGCGAUGUACAAGGCUCAGGGGUGGAGGGGGUUGUAUGCGGGGUGUGGAAUGACGGUCGCGCGCGCUAUACCGUGCAGCGGGAUCGUUUUUGUCGUUUAUGAUGGUCUCAGUCAGCGCUUUGGGUCGUGA
This is a messenger RNA of Suillus clintonianus, 1071 nucleotides long. Its product is annotated as mitochondrial carrier domain-containing protein. The transcript has 5 exons. The record is from RefSeq and is a predicted model, not a curated record. NCBI's taxonomy places the organism in Eukaryota, Fungi, Basidiomycota, Agaricomycetes, Boletales, Suillaceae. Gene Ontology annotation, molecular function: L-ornithine transmembrane transporter activity. Bases 1 to 1071 code for a protein of 356 amino acids. Gene Ontology annotation, biological process: mitochondrial L-ornithine transmembrane transport.